AUGAUUUUCAAAUCUCGUUUUCCUGAUAUUGAAAUUCCAAAAAUCGGGGUUUAUCAAUAUGCUACAAGUAAUCCUAGUGGAAUUGAUGAUGACAAACACAUCUUUAUUGAUGCUAUGACGAAUAAAAAAUUAUCGUUUGGUGAAUUUAAAAGAGAUACAAAGAGAUUAGCGGCUGGUUUGGUUAAUAAAGUUGGAUUUAAACGUGGAGAUGUUUUGGCCAUAUUCUCUACUAACCACCUUGAUUAUCCGACCGUGGUAUAUGGAGGAAAAGUGUCCCCGAUUAAUCCAUUAUAUACGGUUGAUGAAUGCACCUAUCAAUUAAAAGAUUCUGGUGCAUCCGUCAUUAUAGUUAAUCCUUCAUUUCUUUCAAAUUUGAUUGAAGCCGCAUCCGCAGCAAAUAUUCCAAAAUCCAAAAUAUUUUUGUUUGGUGAAGAAGAAAUUGAUGGAAUUCGACCUUUCUCAUCUUUAUUUUCGGAAAAAGAAAUUAAUCCAAUAGAAUACACCCCAGAAGAAGCAAAGUCAACGACUGCCUUUUUAUGUUACAGUUCCGGUACUACAGGAAAGAAUAAAGGAGUUGAAACUACUCAUUAUAAUAUGGUAUCAAAUUUAGCUCAAUUAUCUGCUUUCGAAAAGGGAUUUACUCAUGAAACUUCUUCCAUUGGAUUUCUCCCUUUCUUCCAUAUAUACGGAAAAGUCUUCCUUUUACACCUUAUUAUUCUUAAGGUAUAUAUCAAUAAUAAGGUUGCGAAUGUUAUACCGGUAAAUCUAAUACAAACUCAUUCAUCUCCGCACUUCGAAUUAGAAAUAUUUUGUCGUGCGAUUCAAGAUUAUAAAGUAAAUUUGGUACCAGUUGUACCUCCUGUCAUUUUGCUUUUGGUUAAAAGCCCCAUUGCAAGAAAAUAUGAUCUAUCAAGUUUACGAUUACUUAUAUCCGCUGCCGCUCCUUUAAGCAAAGAAUUAACUAAUGAUUUUUUUAAAAUUCACAAAAUUCCAAUCAAACAAGCUUACGGUUUAACAGAGACAUCUCCAAUUACACAUUUGGGGGAGACUGAUAACAUUAUCCAAGGCUCGAUUGGAAUUCUUCUUCCAAAUAUUGAAUGUAAAAUAAUUUCGGAGAAUGGUCAAGAACUCGGAUGUAAUGAACUUGGCGAAUUAUACGUCCGUGGACCAAAUGUUAUGAAGGGGUAUCUUAAUAAUAAGAAAGCUACGGACAUGUGUAUUGAUAGCGAUGGUUGGUUUCGUACAGGGGAUGAAGUAUACGCUGACUCUCAAGAAAAUUUUUUCAUUGUCGAUCGCGUUAAAGAAUUAAUUAAGUACAAGGGAUUCCAAGUAGCUCCAGCCGAACUUGAAUCAAUUUUGCUUACUCAUCCAUCUAUUGAUGAUGCUGCGGUAAUCGGAGUAUAUUCUGAUGAAAGCGCAACAGAAUAUCCGACAGCGUUCGUAGUAUUACAAAAAGAUAUAAAUCAAUCUGAUGAGAUAAAGGAAGAAAUUAAAGAAUUUGUCUCUCAAAGAGUUUCUAAUCAUAAAAAAUUACGUGGUGGCGUUUAUAUUACUGAUCAAAUUCCUAAAAGUCCCUCUGGACAAAAGCCCGAACCCAGGGAACAUUUUAAGGAUGCCCGCGCUGGAGCAAGGAAUAUUGCAGAGAACAUGCUUCCAAGUCCAGUUCAUCCAAAGAAUCUGAUGUUUGGAGGAAGGCUAGCAAGUUUUCCAAUAAGUCCGAUUAAUGUUAGUCCAAAGCAAUGA
Messenger RNA from Funneliformis mosseae, 1743 nucleotides. The record is from the annotation of a GenBank genome assembly. Lineage: Eukaryota; Fungi; Glomeromycota; Glomeromycetes; Glomerales; Glomeraceae.